AUGUGCCACGAUUCCCCACCAGCCAUUCCAAGCAUCUCCUUCAGGGACUCCCUCCAUGUUCAGGGUCUGAGACACAGAGUGAGUUUCUCCAGCCAGAUGGUGACUUUGUGGAAAGGGGGCUGGCUCCCCCAGAUCCCUCUCCUCGCCCAGCGGUGGCUGGGGUCUGGCCUCCCUCAGAGACAUUACGGUUCCCACCUCGACUCAGAUGCCAACCCAAAGUGCCUUAGCCCAGAGCCCCGGGCUGCUGCCACCCUGUCAGGACCUCUGCCCACCUCAGACCAACUGACCCACGUGGACAGGGAAGGACAGGUGGCUAUGGUGGACGUGGGUGGGAAGCCAGACACAGAGCGGGUGGCCGUGGCCUCAGCCGUGGUCCUCCUGGGGCCUGGGGCCUACAAGCUCGUCCAGGAGAACCAGCUAAAGAAGGGAGACGCCCUGGUGGUGGCCCAGCUGGCAGGCGUCCAGGCGGCCAAGCUGACCAGCCAGCUGAUCCCCCUGUGCCACCACGUGGCCCUGAGCCACGUCCAGGUGCAGCUGGAGCUGGACAGCACGCGCCACGCCGUGGUGGUCCGGGCAUCUUGCCGGGCUCGGGGCCCCACUGGGGUGGAGAUGGAGGCCCUGACCUCCGCUGCCGUGGCCGCCCUCGCCCUGUAUGACAUGUGCAAGGCUGUCAGCAGGGACAUCGUGUUGGCGGAGAUCAAGCUCGUCAGCAAGACCGGGGGUCAGCGGGGGGACUUCCAUCGGACGUAGAGCUCCUGCCCCCUCUCACCCCUGGCCCAGCGAGGUCAAGAGAUGGGAUGCGAUUUCAGCCGA
This is a messenger RNA of Lipotes vexillifer (Yangtze River dolphin), 813 nucleotides long. Its product is annotated as molybdenum cofactor biosynthesis protein 1-like. The transcript has a single exon. Gene Ontology annotation, molecular function: GTP 3',8'-cyclase activity; cyclic pyranopterin monophosphate synthase activity. The record is from RefSeq and is a predicted model, not a curated record. Bases 1 to 750 code for a protein of 249 amino acids. Lineage: Eukaryota; Metazoa; Chordata; Mammalia; Artiodactyla; Lipotidae. Gene Ontology annotation, biological process: Mo-molybdopterin cofactor biosynthetic process.